This is a messenger RNA of Aedes aegypti (yellow fever mosquito), 2602 nucleotides long. RefSeq names its product PDZ and LIM domain protein 7 (gene Zasp66). The coding region runs from base 460 to 1734 and encodes 424 amino acids. The transcript has 9 exons. The record is from RefSeq and is a predicted model, not a curated record. Gene Ontology annotation, molecular function: muscle alpha-actinin binding; actin binding. Gene Ontology annotation, biological process: muscle structure development; actin cytoskeleton organization. Gene Ontology annotation, cellular component: adherens junction; stress fiber; filamentous actin. NCBI's taxonomy places the organism in Eukaryota, Metazoa, Arthropoda, Insecta, Diptera, Culicidae.
AUACGGUGCUUUUUUCCUCGGACGACGAUCAGAUCACGGUCUCCCGCGCGAAUACACAGGGGUACAAACGGGAAAACGGUGGAAAAUCAUUACGUUACGACUUUUCGGUCCGAUUUGGAACUUUAUUUGAACAUCCGACAAGAAGCGAAAUUGUGUUAAGUGAUUGCAAAUUUGUUAUGAGUUAUUAGAAUUUCAGUGGAAACUAAAACGAAAGGAAAAUAUACUGGAAGCAGACAGGAAGGUGAAAUACUCAACGAAAUCCUUGAGUGAUAUAAGAGAAAAUCUAAGCAAAGCUGUGAUAUUUUAGGCUGUAGAAGGAAAUAGUUGCUCAAAGUUCGUCAAAGUGGAAAAUUGCUUAUUUGUGGUGUUAUAAGUUGGAAGAUUUGUACGUUUUGAAUCGUUGACCUUUCUCAUAUAUUCCGGAAACAGUCGUGUACUAAACCCUAGUGAAUAAAAGCCAUGAGUCCUAAGCCGCACAAUUUCCUGGUUACGUUGCAGCGCAGUUCUCCCCAGGUUGCAUGGGGAAUUCGGUUGGUCGGUGGAACCGAUCUCAACGCUCCGCUGAUUAUCACCCGGGUUCAAGUGAACAGCCCAGCUCAGAAGGAAUUGCUACGUGGCGAUAUCAUUACCAAAAUCGAUCAGUACGAUGCACGUGAUCUGACCCACAACGAUGCGCAGAAUCUUUUCCGUACUGCCGGCAAUCAGAUUAAAAUCACAAUCCGUCGCGAUGAUAAGGUCGCUCUGCAUCAGAGUGCUCACGAACCAAAUGGAUAUGGAGCUCCGGCGUAUAGUCCAGCGAUGAGCCCCGUUCCACCAGCCUAUGCUCCUCAGCCAUUGAGCCCAGUGCCACAGCAACAGCAGAAGCCUCACCAGCAUCAGAACUUCCCUCCGCCAGAUCCAUCCAGCUUGUUGCCAAGAGUGACAUCGCCUCUUCCCCAUGGACCACAGGCUUACGCUGCUGCUCUGGAGCAUCCUAUGGAGACAUUACCCCACACGGUCUUCCCACAGCUGGAUGCUAGCGGUGCUUAUCAACUACCAAAGACUCCAUAUCCUCCAGUGAUGCCAAACUAUGAUGAAGCCAGCGAGGCUCUAACUAAUCAGCCAUAUCGUACUACUCCACUAGUCCUUCCCGGUGCCAAAGUACCGAAAAAGGAUGUUCUACCAACAGAAUCCUACCUCAGACACCACCCCAACCCAGCAAUGCGCGCACCACCGGUACAUGACUUCACAGAUUCACUGAUGAGACAGAAGGCCGCCGAGACCAUAAUCCAUCGUGUCGUAGGAGAAGAACCACCGAGUGGUCCAAAGCUAGUGCACAAGCAGUUCAACUCGCCGAUUGGAUUGUACUCGGACAGCAACAUUGAAACCACCGUCAGAGCAGCCGCGCCACAGCCACAAGCCGUGCCAUCAAACGGAUUCACAAGUCGCCAUCGGCCAACAAAAAUCGAAGGCUACAAGAAAACCGUCGUCUUUGAUCCAAGCAAGAGCGAAACCUACCGUGCCCUUCAGGAGGGAGUUGGCGAGGGACUUCAGGAAGUGACCACGCCCGUCCAGCCCCGUGCCUUCCAUGGAAAUCGUAUGGUACCAGGAAAGAAACCAACCGCGGCCCAUCCAGCUCCCCAGCCAGAAUUCGCUCAGCACGUCAACUCGAUGGGAGAACCGAACGAGAAGAUCCACCAGAGUGGAUCUUUCAAACGUUUAAUGCAUCACGUUAUGAUGGAAACCGACUAUUAAAUCAGUUGAACGCCCCUAGCGAAGGUAAAUGUCGGAUUCCUGAUUUCUAUUAAAUUAUCAUUUUAGGAUAGGUCAGAGCAGAUGAAAGAAACUUUGUUUCAUUUUUUUUAUAUAUCUCGAGAACUAUAAGAGGAAGAAUAAACGCUUUUAAAUAUUACUACUCGUAUUGUCCAUUUGGAGCUGUCUUUUAUGGCUAAAUGAAGUAUAGGGCUCCAAACUAACGAAAAAGGCAGCAAUGAUAGAAAGAAACAGAAUAUUGGAAUGCUUCCACAAGCAAUAUUUACACUGUUAAAUGAAAACCAGAAUCAACGUAACGAACGCUUCUACUGUAAAUAAAGUAACAUUGUUAAAAAUGUUUUUGUUGUCAUUUCACCUCAGAUAAACAUAUUAUACAAUCAAUUAAAUAUUUUAAUUAGGAUUAUCAACGAGCUUCACUAGUUUCUAAUUUUGUUAUAUUUCGAAAAUCACAGCACAUUGUUCCGCAAGGCAAUCUUAGGAAAAUGGCAUCGAGUGAAUGUUCUAGUCAAUUUUCGUUACACUUUGUCCCAUCCGAAGGAAACUGUUUUCUCCGAUGCGGGGAAAGGUAAUCGAAAUUUUAGUUAAUACUACAUUAUUUCAACCGUAGAAUUCAUUUAUAUCACAGCUAAUGAUAGCAAUCGAAAUCAUAUAAUGACACAACGUGUUAAAUUAUUUGUUGUGAAGAAUCACGAAUGAAAGAGACGACCAUAGGGUGCAGUCAGAAAAGUGAAAGUUUCGAGAAUAUGUGACGCAUUAUUUUGUUAAAAAGGAUAAGUUAGCUAUUAGCUAUUGAAGGCUUUUUGUGACCAGAAAGGUAUCGAAAUCUAAAUAAAACAAAGUUUAAAAACCA